AUGGACAGCACAAAGGAGAAGAGUGAUGAUUACAAAGAUGAUCUUCUGCUUAGGAUGGGACUGAAUGAUAAUAAAGCGGGAAUGGAGGGUCUAGAUAAAGAGAAAAUUAACAAGAUUAUAAUGGAAGCCACAAAGGUUGACAGAUUUGCAAUGGAAUUAGAACAGAGCCGGGACCUGAACAAUACCAUCGUGCAUAUUGACAUGGAUGCUUUCUAUGCCGCUGUAGAAAUGAGGGACAAUCCGGAACUGAAGAAGAAACCCAUUGCUGUAGGAUCAGUGAGUAUGUUGUCUACUUCAAAUUACCAUGCAAGAAGAUUUGGUGUUCGUGCAGCCAUGCCAGGAUUUAUAGCUAAGAGACUCUGCCCACAACUUAUUAUAGUGCCCCCAAACUUUGACAAAUACCGAGCUGUGAGUAAAGAGGUUAAGGAAAUACUUGCUGAUUAUGAUCCCAAUUUUAUGGCCAUGAGUCUUGAUGAAGCCUACUUGAAUAUAACCAAGCACUUACAGGAAAGGCAAAACUGGCCUGAGGACAAAAGAAAGUAUUUCAUCAAAACAGGAAACUCUGCAGAAAAUGAUAAAUUGACUGAGCAUGAACUGUCCAUUUCUCCACUACUUUUUGAAGACAGUCCUCCUGAUUUGCAAGCUCCAGGAAUUCCUUUCCAAACAAACUCUGAAGAACAGAACAAUCCUCAGAUACUCCAAAACUCAGUUGUUUUUGGAACAUCAGCUGAGGAAGUGGUAAAGGAAAUUCGUUUCAGAAUUGAACAAAAAACAACACUGACAGCCAGUGCAGGCAUUGCCCCAAAUACAAUGUUAGCAAAAGUAUGUAGUGAUAAGAAUAAACCAAAUGGACAAUAUCAAAUUCUCCCCAACAGACAAGCUGUGAAGGAUUUCAUCAAGGACUUACCCAUUAGGAAGAUUUCUGGAAUAGGAAAAGUAACCGAGAAAAUGUUAAAGGCCCUUGGAAUUAUUACUUGCACAGAACUCUACCAACAGAGGGCAUUACUUUCGCUCCUUUUCUCUGAAACCUCUUGGCAUUAUUUCCUUCAUAUUUCCCUGGGACUAGGCUCAACACACCUGGAAAGGGAUGGAGAGAGGAAAAGUAUGAGCGUUGAGAGAACAUUCAGUGAGAUAAGUAAAGCAGAAGAACAGUAUAGCUUAUGCCAAGAACUUUGCAGUGAACUUGCUCACGAUCUUCAGAAAGAAGGACUUAAGGGUAGAACUGUUACCAUUAAACUGAAGAAUGUGAAUUUUGAAGUAAAAACUCGUGCAUCUACAGUUUCAUCUGUUGUUUCUACUGCAGAAGAAAUAUUUGCCGUUGCCAAGGACCUGCUGAGAACAGAAAUUGAUGCUGAUUUUCCACAUCCCUUGAAAUUAAGACUUAUGGGUGUGCGGAUAUCUAGUUUUCCCAACGAAGAAGAUAAGAAACACCAACAAAGGAGCAUUAUUGGCUUCUUACAGGCUAGAAACCAAGCCCUGCCAGCCAGUGGGUGUGUACUGGAGAAAACUGACAAAGAUCAGUUUAUAAAACCUCAGGAAAUAACUCCUCAGAAGAGUUUCUUUGAUAAAAAAAGAUCAGAAAUGAAGUGGAGCCACCAGGACGCAUGUAAAUGUGAAACUCUGAAUAAACAAAGUGUACACACAUCACAGCCCUUUCAAGUUUCAAAGAUGAAUGAGAACUUUGAAGCGGCAGAGAAUUCAGAUAGCUGUCAGAUAUUUACCUGUCCUGUUUGCUUUCGAGAGCAAGAAAACAUCAGUUUAGAAGCCUUUAAUAGACAUGUGGAUGCAUGUCUUAGGGGACCUUCUGUCAGUGAAGAACAUGCUUCCUCUUCAGAAAUUAACACAAAAGAAAAUGUGCAUCAUUCUCUUUCACUCAGUGAGAAGCAGACUUCGGAAACCCAUGAGAAUAAUAUAGAAGUCACUUUAGUAGACUAUGAAGAUUUGGCAGAAACCAGAGAUAACAUAUCUACUAAAGCAGAAAGUAUAGAUGCUUUAAACAAUAAGGAAAGGGAAGGGGAAUAUCCCAGCCUUCCAAGCAAGUCUUUUAAUAUGGAAUGCUUUCAUCAGAAUUCUUCUUGUACUGUUUCAUUGGAAAAUCAAGAUGGCAGGUCAUUAAAUAGGCAAAAAUCCCUCCAGCCGCAUUUCCAAGAAAUGAUAACAGACCAAGCUCUAGUUUGUCCUGUCUGCAACUUAAAACAAAAGACUUCGGAUCUUUCUCUUUUCAAUAUGCAUGUGGAUGUUUGCUUAAAUAAAGACAUUAUUCAGGAAAUGAGGAAGGAUAAAGUUAAUCCAGUUAACCAACCCAAAGACAACUCGAGAAGUACUGGUAGCUCAGACAAAGUACAGAAGAUGGUAACAAGAACAAAAAGGACAGGACUAACAACGAAGUAUUCGAGAUCAAAGAAAAUAAAACCAAACCAUUCCAAGCAUACCCUUGAUCUGUUUUUUAAAUGA
Messenger RNA from Chrysochloris asiatica (Cape golden mole), 2454 nucleotides. RefSeq names its product polymerase (DNA directed) kappa (gene POLK). The transcript is spliced from 13 exons. Gene Ontology annotation, molecular function: damaged DNA binding; DNA-directed DNA polymerase activity. Bases 1 to 2454 code for a protein of 817 amino acids. NCBI's taxonomy places the organism in Eukaryota, Metazoa, Chordata, Mammalia, Afrosoricida, Chrysochloridae. The record is from RefSeq and is a predicted model, not a curated record. Gene Ontology annotation, biological process: error-prone translesion synthesis. Gene Ontology annotation, cellular component: nucleus.